Messenger RNA from Homarus americanus (American lobster), 3726 nucleotides. Its product is annotated as dynein regulatory complex subunit 3-like. The transcript is spliced from 12 exons. Gene Ontology annotation, molecular function: protein binding. The record is from RefSeq and is a predicted model, not a curated record. Bases 201 to 2048 code for a protein of 615 amino acids. Gene Ontology annotation, cellular component: cytoplasm. Lineage: Eukaryota; Metazoa; Arthropoda; Malacostraca; Decapoda; Nephropidae.
CAACGACGCCAAAACAUUAGGCUGUCUGAUACAGCGUUAAAGUGAACACAGUCUACCACUACGCAUAAUCUUCAAACAAAUUAAAUGAAAGAAGUUAAUUGAAAGAUACAUAUGGCCAAGUGCAAACUUUGUCCAUAAACUGAGAAGUUUGUUGAAUUUAUUGUAGAUUCUGAGCCUUAAACCACGUGAAAUCGUGCAAGAUGAGUAUCAAUUGGAGACGAAAAUCUGAUGAUGGUAACAGCAAUAGGGGCAGAUCUAUCAGUGAGGACGACUCAGAGGCAGAUAAGGAUAAGGAAGAAGGUGGUAAACAAGUCCAGAAUAUUAUGAGUUUGUGUAAGGAGUCCAGCGGCAUGAUGGCCACUGUCACGUCUCUCCGCUCGACGCUACACACAUCAAAACGAUCGACAGGAGAGGACGGGGAGGAGGAGGUGGGUGUUAGCAGGGGGCGGGAGUGGGGCGAGAUCAAUCCCUUGACGCUGCAGACACUGAAGGAGGCGCUGGAGGAGCAGGAACCACAACUGCCAGCACUGACGCACGCUAACGCCACCAACACCGCCAGUCACGUCACCUCUCUAUCCUUACAGUUCAAAGGUCUGGGCAGUCUGGAUUUCUUGUGGAUGUUGACGAAUAUAACUCGACUGGUGCUGAGUAACAACAGCCUCACCGACACCCGGGGACUAGAGCGACUCUCCAAGUUGACCUGGCUUGACCUCUCCUUCAACCAGAUCAGCCGCAUCAGCAGCUUGAAGUCACUGAGGAACUUGGAGGUGUUGGCCCUACACAACAACCUGCUGCGGCGACUGGAGCGAGGCGCCCUCCAGCCCCUCUCUCACCUGCAAGUCCUCACCCUCGCCAACAACAAAAUCCACGACAUAGAUGACGUACGGACGCUGCGACAGGUCAAGUGCCUGGCGAGCCUUAACCUGGCGAACAACCCGCUGUGCGACCACCGCUACCCUGACUACGUCCUCGCUCAUCUGCCCGACUUGGCCUACCUCGACCACCGCCGCCUCACGCCCCAAGACCACGCCCACGCCGCCCAACAGUACAAGUCAGUGGUGGCAGUAGUUGAGGCACAGGAGGAGAAGGCACAGCAGCAAGAGGAGCAAGAGAGACUCACACGUGCGUCACAGGAGGAGCACAGAAGGGCUGGGGUGCUUGCCUUAAACGAUGGCUCCCUCUUCUCCAGGAUGUUCCGCGGAGAUAAGGACAUGGGCGUCCUCCUCCAGCUGCCCGGUGCCCACACCCUCAUGACCAAGUACCGGGACCAAUUCAAUGCAGUGUGCCUGCGGGUGUUCAACGCAGGUCUGGAUCAUGAGGUUCAACGGCAGACAGAAUUAGAACUUCUGCAGGAAGCUCUUGAUGUGGCAAAGAAUGACGCUGACACAUAUGCUCGUGGGGUGGUGCGGAGGGUGGAGGGGGAGGUAGAGACCGUGGUGGCAGCUGGGCAGGAGCUGAGGGCUGCUGAGGAAGCAAGUCUUGGAGAUGACCAGGAGGCACACGAAGCCAGAGUGGCCAAGGCCGUGGCACUGAGAGAGCAGUUUGAUGCCCUGCUGGAUGACGCCUCCCAGGAUCUCCUCACUGCUGAGGUCACACUUGCUGACCAGGUCAAGGAUGUGGUAGAUCGUGCCAGGGAGGAGUUAGGAACCCUUGUGGGCAACUUCCUGGAGGCGGCGGCUAUGGAGCUGCAGGAGGGACGACGCCUCGCCUACACCUUCUACUGUCGCCUCCGGGAGCUAACAGCCAAGAUGGUUGAUGAUGGAGCAGGCGGCAGUGAGGGCAUGGAUGAAGAGAGGACAGCACGAGUGUUUGAGGGCAGCGACACACUCACAUCAGCCCUGGCAGGGAUUCAUGACCGCCAUCUGGCACUGAUUGAUUCCCGGGAGGCUGACCUGCGACAGCACUUGCAGCAGUGGCUCACACACACACUCCAUGAAAUUUCUAAAGCAGAGUGGGCCAGGCACCGGAGCCGAGUGGAGGAGAUCACAACCCUGACAGCGAGACAACGGCAGCUGCUGUACGAUGCUCUGCCCACCACACAUGAAUAGUGAGCUUCUGGCAAAUGAGGGAUAAUUAAGGGUUCUGUGACAACUACCAUCUUCAGCUCUUAACUACCUAGGAAGGAGAUAGUUCCUAGUAGUACAUCUGAAGCAUUAGUAAAUUAUCUAGGACAGUGUUUCCAUUACUUGCCCUAGUAAAAGUAUGAAGUCAAAUAGAUACCCAAAGACGAUUCAUGUCAAUAAAACUUUCACCGAACACUUGAAAUAAUGGUUGUCAUGCCUGAAAAAAUCACUAUAAAAAUUUUGACAUGGAUUAUCACUACCUUAAGUACUGUAUCCAACCCCCAUUAUGCUCUGAAGACUGUCCCGAAGAAAAUAAAAAUAAAUGGUACAUUAUCAGAUCCAUAAACCAACAAAUGGACUCCUGCCACCGAGUUCCUUGCAGGUAAUGGGAAGUGUACUCUGGAACACGUCAAUAGGAUAACAAAAUAAAACAAACCAAUGAAACUACUGUAUCUUUCUAUGGUAUAUAUACACAAAAUACUGACUAUAGUACUAUAAAUUCUCACACAAUAAUCCAUGUUUCAUGAAUACAACUGGAUACUUUAAGCAUAGUAAUAAUGGUCUACCUGGUUUGGCUGAAAAAGGUUUUAAAAAAUUAUGGCCCCAAAGUUUAUGGUUUCACAGUGCUGUAAAUAACAAGUGCUAUUUUAUCUAUUCUGUGUUAAAUGCAAAAUAAAAAAAUCACUCAAUAUUCACGAGAGAGAGAGAAUUUUUUACUGGCAAAGUCAAUGUACUCCUCUAAACUUUUGAAUAUAGUGCACUUAAUUUAUAUUCCCAUCAUUAAUGAAAAUGAGGAGUAUUCAAGAGCCAGUCGGUCAUGAUAAGAUGCAUUAGUUCAAGUCAGUCCAAUAGUUACUCCAUUUGUCUGUCCAUCAGGCUCUGCAUCCACAAAGGUUUAUACCAACACACACAAUCACUCAUGAACACUUUCACACACACAUUGAUAUACACACUGUUACGAGUGUCCACCAUAAGUUCUGUUCUGGGUAUGAAAUAUGUUGGUUUGGAGGGUGUGUGGUUGGCUCGAGCAGUUUCGUUCAUUACUCGCCCACACUGACUGAGUCAUCAUUUAAGUAUUAAAUCUAUUUAUUACAUUGUGUAUUGGACUGUAUUAUGUUUGAUUGUAUUGUGUAUGAUUGUAUUAAGUUUGUAUAUAGGUUAGAUAAGUGGAAUUAAUGUCAGUAGGGGAAUUUAUGUAAAUUUUACGUUUUGGCCAAUCAGGAUAUGAUACGUCGGUAUUUGGCGGUAGAGAGGUGACCGUCUGGUAGUUGGUAGUCAGUCUAGGCACAGCUGUCUGGUGACCAGCUGGUAGUCGGUAGUCAGUCUAGGCACAGCUGUCUGGUGACCGGCUGGUAGUCGGUAGUCAGUCUAGGCACAGCUGUUUGGUGACCGGCUGGUAGUCGGUAGUCAGUCUAGGCACAGCUGUCUUAAGUUAAGUAGUAUACCCUCUCUCUGGUAUUUUGGGAGUUGGCAUUUGACUAUUGAGUUUUGUUAUUGCUUGAUAUUGAUUUUGUGUUAUCUUGUUGUACCUUCAGUCCUUACUCAGCCACUUCCAAACAUCUUGUCGUAUCAUUAUUGUUAUUUAUUUUAUGUUAUGUACAAUGAAAGACAAAAGUCGUGUCGUGAAAUUUGGUGAAAACAUAUGCUGAAGGGCUAAACUUUU